Grammomys surdaster is the source of this 1587-nucleotide messenger RNA. It is a transcript of the gene Pycr2, whose product is annotated as pyrroline-5-carboxylate reductase 2. The transcript is spliced from 7 exons. NCBI's taxonomy places the organism in Eukaryota, Metazoa, Chordata, Mammalia, Rodentia, Muridae. The record is from RefSeq and is a predicted model, not a curated record. The coding region runs from base 192 to 1154 and encodes 320 amino acids. Gene Ontology annotation, molecular function: pyrroline-5-carboxylate reductase activity. Gene Ontology annotation, biological process: L-proline biosynthetic process.
GUGGCCAAUAGGAGGCUUGGGUAUUUGGCAGUGGAUGCUCAGGGAUACUUGGGGCCUGCCUAACAGUUCAUCCAGUGCAUUCCGAUUUGAAAACUGUUCCGAGCAAUUCGGAUCCGUCUUUUUUCACGCGCGGACACUGAUCCUGGGAUUCCCAGAGACUCCGGGUCGGCGUUCGCCGGGACCCUGCGGCCAUGAGCGUGGGUUUCAUCGGCGCGGGCCAGCUGGCCUGUGCUUUGGCACGGGGCUUCACGGCCGCGGGCGUCCUGUCGGCUCACAAGAUAAUAGCCAGUUCCCCGGAAAUGGACCUGCCCACAGUGUCUGCGCUCAGGAGGAUGGGUGUGAAUCUGACCCGAAGCAAUAAGGAUACUGUGCGGCACAGUGAUGUCCUGUUCCUGGCUGUAAAGCCCCACAUCAUCCCCUUCAUCCUGGAUGAGAUUGGGGCCGACGUGCAGGAGAGGCACAUCGUGGUCUCCUGUGCAGCCGGUGUCACCAUCAGUUCUGUGGAGAAGAAGCUCAUGGCUUUCCAGCCAGCUCCCAAGGUGAUCCGCUGCAUGACCAACACGCCUGUGGUGGUCCGAGAGGGGGCCACUGUGUAUGCCACAGGCACCCAUGCUCUGGUGGAAGACGGGAAGCUCCUGGAGCAGCUGAUGAGCAGUGUGGGGUUCUGCACAGAGGUGGAGGAAGACCUCAUCGAUGCUAUCACGGGACUCAGUGGCAGCGGGCCUGCCUAUGCAUUUAUGGCCCUGGAUGCGCUGGCAGACGGUGGGGUGAAGAUGGGUGUGCCGAGGCGCCUGGCAGUCCGCCUGGGGGCUCAGGCAUUGCUGGGAGCAGCUAAGAUGCUGCUGGACUCAGAGGACCAUCCAGGCCAGCUCAAGGACAACGUCUGCUCCCCCGGGGGAGCCACUAUCCAUGCCCUGCACUUCCUGGAGAGUGGGGGCUUCCGCUCUCUACUCAUCAAUGCAGUUGAGGCCUCCUGUAUUCGAACAAGAGAGCUGCAGUCCAUGGCUGACCAGGAAAAGGUGUCCCCUGCCGCCCUUAAGAAGACUCUCCUGGACAGAGUGAAGCUGGAGUCACCCACGGUGUCCACGAUGGCCCUGCCCAGCUCAGGGAAACUCCUUACAAGAAGCCCGACCCAGGGAAGCAAGAAAGACUGAGGAGGACUCUGGGGUGUCCCUGUCUCCUGUAGUACAGGGAGGGACAGGCUUAGAUUUCGAGGUGAAGUUGUUUAGAUCUGUUCACCUGGUGCCACAGAGUCCUCUUGUCCCGUGGCAGAAGGUGCUCUGAGGAGGCUGCUGAUGCCAGAAGCCUGAAAGCCCAGCAUGCCUCUCAGAGAGGUGGAGGCCUCCGAGUUAGCAUCGUCCUCAGCAGAAGUCUGUGGAGAAAUUUAGUUAGAUCCAAGGGUGGUUCAGUUUGACCUCUAGGUGAGGUGAGAGGAAACAGGAAUCCUCUGAAUUAAAAAUGUGCAAAAGAAGCAGGUGGCUUGGUGGAAGUGUGGGGACCCAUGACCCCAGCUUAACUCUGCUGUACAGGUGCCUGUUAGAUGGUGGUGCUCAGGGCUGCUUUAAUAAAGGUCUGAUUUAUUUUUGA